Blepharisma stoltei is the source of this 515-nucleotide messenger RNA. Lineage: Eukaryota; Ciliophora; Heterotrichea; Heterotrichida; Blepharismidae. The record is from the annotation of a GenBank genome assembly.
AUGGUCAAAAAUAUUAUUGCUGAUGAAACUCCGAGUCGCAAUCAAGAAGAAAGAAGCUGCAGUGAUGAACUAAAAGGGGAAACCACUAAUAUUGGGCAUAUAAGUCAGUUGGAGAACGCAUCACCCAGCAGAAGCCCUAGCAUGCUAGAAAAUCCACAUUGCCAAGAAAGUGGUAAUGAUCGGCUCAUAAUACUUAAAAACACUGCAGUUGGAUGCAUUAUCAAUUUCCUGACUUAUCUUAAGAAUAAAUAAAGAAAUAUAAAAUUUUUGACUUCAAAUUUUUAUUUUAACUAAAAUUAAUUGCUUUCUCUUUAUUAAGUGGAGUAAGGAAGCACAGCCCAUCUCCAAUAGAAAGUAUAAUAGAGCAUGUGAAAUCUAAAGAGCACACUCUUCUCACCUCAACAAAAGGGAAAUACAAAAAAGAUGCCUUUAAAAUCGUAGAUUAUGCGCUGUCUUGGUACCCAAAGCUUUUCUUAUUAAAUGAUCGCUUUCACUACUACUUAAACGUAAUUUAA